Apis dorsata (giant honeybee) is the source of this 782-nucleotide messenger RNA. RefSeq lists its product as uncharacterized. Lineage: Eukaryota; Metazoa; Arthropoda; Insecta; Hymenoptera; Apidae. The transcript is spliced from 3 exons. Bases 82 to 714 code for a protein of 210 amino acids. The record is from RefSeq and is a predicted model, not a curated record. Gene Ontology annotation, biological process: Wnt signaling pathway.
AAAUAAUACAAAUUAUAAGAUGUGUACGACAUUGUAGAAUUUAAAUUCGAUUAUCGAUUGAUAUCGAAACGUUCGAGAACAAUGUUAGAGAAAAACAAUGACGAUUCAAGUAGUUCUGAAGAUGAAAUAUCAAAAAAUGCAAUAAAAGAAGCAACUGAUCAUCAACUUCUAAAAGAACACUAUUUCUCUAACGAAAAAUUUAAAAACGCAGAUGUUUCUAAAAAAUCGAAUGAAUGUAAUUCAAUAGAAAUUAAUAGUGUAAUAAAUCCCAUAUCAUUAAGAAAAAAAUUAGAACAUGAAGAUACAUUUUCCAAUUUUGGUGUGACUCCAACAUUUCAAAAUUAUGUUGCAAAAAAAUUAGAUGAAAUACUAGAAAAAUCCAUUAAAAUAAAGAAGAAAAAGACAGACAAUAUUAUAAAUGAAAAAGAUAAUGAAAGUAAUAAUUAUGGUAUAAAAUUGCUCAAUUCUUCAUCAGAGUUUUUAGUAGUUGAAGAAGAUCUUCCAAAGUUUCAAAAGAAAAGAAAAAUAGAAACAAAUAUAGAUGAGAAAGCAAAUUUAUUAAAAUGCAAAGAAGUAGCUGUAGAUCCUGAACAUAUAUUAUCAAAAAUAGAUACUAAAGCUUGGACAAAUAAACGAAAAGAAAUUGAAUUUAAUUAUAAGAAAUUGAAAAAUGGUACUUUAGUCGAAAAACCUAACAAUAGGUUAGGUUCAUGAUACUAUUACUUAUAAAUUAAUUUGUAAUGCAUAUAUAUAAAUAAAUGGAUUUAUAUAUAAAUCUUAAA